Messenger RNA from Aspergillus pseudotamarii, 2825 nucleotides. RefSeq names its product WAPL family protein. Bases 393 to 2825 code for a protein of 810 amino acids. The transcript is spliced from 2 exons. NCBI's taxonomy places the organism in Eukaryota, Fungi, Ascomycota, Eurotiomycetes, Eurotiales, Aspergillaceae. Gene Ontology annotation, biological process: regulation of chromosome condensation. The record is from RefSeq and is a predicted model, not a curated record.
UGAUGCACGAGAUCUGGAUAUACAGUUGAUAUUGUAUCACCACCAUACUUACACUCUGAGAGUUCAACUAAAUAUCAAAUCAGGCUGUGGAGUUUUUUUUAUAACUGUUUUGUUGGUUGCAACCUUGGUCACUGGUUCACAACUGUACCAAUUUAUUACUACCUACACCUCCAUGGAGCACCCACAUCCACGAAUGUGUAGUAGUUUCUUUAAAAGCUCAUUCCAAUAACUCCAUCUAUUUUUGCAUAUCGUAAUUGAAACCUAACAACUCGGCGCCAAUAUUCCUACUGCUUAUACACUGUUCUCGCAAGCCUCCCGAACCUGUUUUCUUUAACAAUCCACACGAGAGUCUCAUACAUACCGGCCUUGCCUAUACAUGUGGUGUUUGAAAGAUGCGCGAGAAAACUAAGAGACUUGUGACUUACGGUAAACCAAGCUCACCUAAGUCUCACAAUCCCAAGAACAGGGUAAAUGAGAUUUCAGCGACUUCCAUUAUCUCUAGUGAGGCUGAAGGCUCAAACACUUGUCCCUGUUCAAGUACCUUGACUCGAUCAUCUGGGAGUGAUUUUAAGCAACUCUAUGGCGUUGACUCACUUGGUCAUAUUCCUGACACGCACAUAUCAGGUUCCCAGAAUAGCCGUGAGAAAGCCUAUGAUGUCACCGGAACAAAGCGCAGAAAGCUCCUUGGGGAAAAGGCGCAGCAAAUUCAGGAGCACAGUGUGAGUGCUGGUAAUCAAAUUGGGCCGGUAUUUGCGCAUGAAAGUUCCAUGAUGUUUGGUGAAACCGGAGGUUCUGAUUGUGUCAGUGCCAACGAGGCCCUCCAUAUGGACAAAGCUCGAAACCAAAGUGAUGGUUGUUGCCUUCCAAAGGAAGCUCAGGCUGAGCCCGAAAAAAUUGAACAGACUUCUACAGAAAUGACCUAUAUGCUUCAAUCGCCUCGGGAUAGCAGAUUCUCUCUCAAGACUGACAGGCUUUCUACAUCAUAUCUCAGUGGCAUGGAUGCAACCAGACACCGAACGAAACAAUCAAGUCUCCGAAAGAGAUUAGUUGAUUCAUUAAACUCAACAGAAGAGGCUUCACUAGAUUGCCUGUCAGAUGGUGAAUGCCAGCCUGACGGCCAGACGUCCUCUAGCCAUAUCUGGAAAGGAAACGAUCGACAGCGUACUGCGUAUAUACAUCGAUCUAAGGUUCCUGGUACAGAGAAUAUCCAACAGUCGACUAAUUCCAGACCCUCGAUAUCUGGAAGGUCUAGGGUUACUUAUGCACACCAGCGUUCCUUCCUAAAUGAUGCUUCUGUGUUAGGCCAUACUGAAGAACCUGGCCUAUUAGUUUCCUCGAGAUGUCAUAACCUUAGGCAACCACGGCCAAAUUCAGGACUCCUAUCUCAAACCAACCCGCAUGUUGAAGACGAGGAAAGCCUCGACAACAGGCCGGUUCGAAGCAUUCACGAGCUAAGACAGGCUGGAGACAAUGCACGCUUUUGGGAAACAGUAGAUUUGAUCUUCGAAGAUAUCGAGGACCCUCACAGUUCCGCUUCGGAAGUGUGCAAUGGUUUUGUUCAACUGUGUACCAAACUUAUGGAGCCUCGAGUUUUGGACCGUUUCUCUGAGGCCGGGUUUGACGAACGACUCGUGAAAUGCAUGACAGGUGGUGGCUUUGAUAUAGUUUCAAUCACUCUUGCUCUAUGCGCUUAUAGAUUGAUAUGUACCAGCGGCUGUUUCUCGUCUACACUCCCAACAUCCAUUUGGCCCAAACUUUUGGAUAAAUCCCCCGCUCUACUUGACGUCCAAGACGAUAUAUCAGUUACCGCGAAACAGCGAUCUAUCGGCCUAUCAAAGGCUGUCCAAGCAACUCUGAAGAGUCUUCUACCACGGUUAUCCCUUGCGAUAUAUGGAGAGCAGCCGAUCUCAACUAUUUCACCGCGUUUGCUGAUUCUUAUGAAUCUUCAAUCUUCUCUAGCUGUAUAUCAAGAGAAGGGCACCAAUGUUAAUAUCCCUGCACCCCUUUUAACACUCAUUAUUAAGUUGUUAUCACCCGAGGCUUGUGAAAAUGCAGAGUUUCCUCUGCGCUUUGAACGUUAUCUGACGCUCAUCCUGACUUUGUCGAUCCUUGAAACUUACACAAUCCUAUCGGGCCCAUUGGAUCCCGACUGCUGCAUCUCCUUACGGUCACUUACUCAGUGUUAUAAAUUUCUUUAUCCGAACCAGUGUGACCAAAGCCGGCGGAUUCUGAUUCUAUACAUUCGAGUACUACUAAACCUUACCAACAGGGACUCAUCUUUUUGUGAGGAGUGCUGCAGAACUGAAAUUGUUGGCGGGCUUGUCAAGGUCAUAAUUUCGGAAUUCUGCGCUGUGCCUGAAGAAACCAUUGGUAAAGAAAAUAGCUCACUGGAUGCAGUAAUAUUAGCUUUGGGUGCUCUUAUUAAUCUUGCAGAGAAAAGUGAAUCAUCGAGAGCUAUUUUUCUGGAGUCGACAAGUAAUUCUGAGUCUUCCCUGGGUUUGCUCUUACAACAAUUUUCUACUAGCAUCGGUUCUGUUCCCCAGGCACACUCCGUUCCCGAGGUGCAGUAUAACGUUGCUGUCGGUUACUUGUCAAUUCUUCUAGUUACACUUUGUUUGAAUCACAUGGCAUUGGCCCAGGUCAAGGUUUCUCUAGACGGCAAAGGACUUGCAGCGGCACUAUCCACGGCCGAGGAAUUCCUACAAUAUUAUCGAAAGGUUGAGAAAGAUUCGCGAUUGUUCGAGACACGACACGGAGAUGGAACCGACCUUACCCCAAGAUUAGAGCGAAUUAUUCACCAGAUACGAGAGGAGGAGCGAAAAUGA